AGCACAGAGAGGAUGUGGCGGGUAUAAAAGCCCCACCCAGGCCAGCCGGCUCCGCUCGGCAUCUGGGGACGCUCGCAGCUCUCGGCGCCCGGCCCAGUUUCUUUCAAAAUGUCUACUGUUCAUGAAAUCCUGUGCAAGCUCAGCUUGGAGGGUGAUCACUCUACACCCCCAAGCGCCUAUGGGUCGGUCAAAGCCUACACCAAUUUCGAUGCUGAGCGGGAUGCUCUGAACAUCGAGACGGCCAUCAAGACCAAAGGUGUGGAUGAGGUCACCAUCGUCAACAUUUUGACUAACCGUAGCAAUGCACAGAGGCAGGAUAUCGCCUUCGCCUACCAGAGAAGGACCAAAAAGGAACUUGCAUCAGCACUGAAAUCAGCCUUAUCUGGCCACCUGGAGACGGUGAUUUUGGGCCUAUUGAAGACACCUGCUCAGUAUGAUGCUUCCGAGCUGAAAGCAUCCAUGAAGGGGCUGGGAACUGACGAGGACUCCCUCAUCGAGAUCAUCUGCUCAAGGACCAACCAGGAGCUCCAGGAAAUCAACAGAGUCUACAAGGAAAUGUACAAGACCGAUCUGGAGAAGGACAUUGUUUCCGACACAUCUGGUGACUUCCGCAAGCUGAUGGUUGCCCUCGCAAAGGGUAGAAGAGCAGAGGAUGGCUCUGUCAUCGAUUAUGAACUGAUCGACCAAGAUGCCCGGGAUCUCUAUGAUGCUGGAGUGAAGAGGAAAGGAACCGAUGUUCCCAAGUGGAUCAGCAUCAUGACUGAGCGGAGUGUGUGCCACCUCCAGAAAGUAUUUGAUAGGUAUAAGAGCUACAGCCCUUAUGACAUGUUGGAGAGCAUCAAGAAGGAGGUCAAAGGAGACCUGGAAAAUGCUUUCCUGAACCUGGUUCAGUGCAUUCAGAACAAGCCCCUGUACUUUGCUGAUCGGCUGUACGACUCCAUGAAGGGCAAAGGGACUCGUGAUAAGGUCCUGAUUAGAAUCAUGGUAUCCCGCAGUGAAGUGGACAUGUUGAAAAUUAGGUCUGAAUUCAAGAGGAAGUAUGGCAAGUCCCUGUACUACUACAUCCAGCAAGACACCAAGGGCGACUACCAGAAGGCACUGCUGUACCUGUGUGGUGGAGAUGACUGAAGCGCAGCAGGGUGGGAACGCCCAGAAACGGCGCCCCCUGUGCUCCCACCUAACGUUUUAGAGGAUCAGCUUGCGACUAACAGACCCCUGUCUCCUCGUGUGAAGAUAAUGGUAGCCUUGGCCCCCACCUUCCUUUAGUUGCCUAAGCAUUGCCUGGCUUUCCCAUCCAUUCUCUCCUUUAAGCCAAAGAAAAGAACAUUCCAAGGAUUUGGAAGUGAAGUCUAUGAUGUGAAACACUUUGCCUCUUGUGUAUUAUGUCGUGAAUAAACCGAGUUUUUACUUUAGAAACAAA
Messenger RNA from Sciurus carolinensis (gray squirrel), 1420 nucleotides. RefSeq names its product annexin A2 (gene Anxa2). Gene Ontology annotation, cellular component: cytoplasm. Bases 109 to 1128 code for a protein of 339 amino acids. NCBI's taxonomy places the organism in Eukaryota, Metazoa, Chordata, Mammalia, Rodentia, Sciuridae. The transcript has 13 exons. Gene Ontology annotation, molecular function: phospholipase inhibitor activity; cytoskeletal protein binding; calcium ion binding. The record is from RefSeq and is a predicted model, not a curated record.